Babesia ovata is the source of this 609-nucleotide messenger RNA. Its product is annotated as RNA binding protein. Lineage: Eukaryota; Apicomplexa; Aconoidasida; Piroplasmida; Babesiidae. The transcript has 3 exons. The coding region runs from base 1 to 609 and encodes 202 amino acids. Gene Ontology annotation, molecular function: RNA binding. The record is from RefSeq and is a predicted model, not a curated record.
AUGCUCGUUUCGUUAUAUUUAUGCGCUUUGCUGACGUUGCUCCUGCGUUCACCAUCCAUCGUUGAUGCCCCUCUCCGACGUCUCGAAUUGGGCGUGCAGUUUCGCACCAAGAUAGGCAAGAGGCCGCACGGAACUAGCUCCCUGCGCGACAUUCGCCGCAGUCACUUCCAGGAGUUGACUAACGAGCGUUGCAAGCUGUCGAAAGGAGACAACAAGGUCAUCCACGAUGCGAAGAUGCUUUUCGUGAGCAACGUUGACCCAGAGAUAACGCAAGACGCACUUGACUACCUGAUACAUUACAUCCAUGGCCCUUUAACGAGCUCCACGAAGCUUGUGAAGGAUCGUUAUACACAACGCCACCGGGGUUACGGGUUUAUAAGGUUCUCGACACCUGAAAUCGCAACGAGAACCUUGCUGUCGCUGAAUGGAGCACGGUUAGGUAACCGUCAAAUAGUGCUUUCGGAAGUCAUAUCGUCUCUGUACCAGCGUAAGAAGAUGCCCUCCAUCCUCCAGGCUGCAAAGCGCAUUAUACGGAAAAUACAUAGUCGCCCUGACAAAGCGCAAGAAGUGGACAAAUAUGAUGUAGCAUUUCUACCAAUCGAGCGAUAG